AUGCUGCUCUCGAGUCUUGGCGAGGAUGCCUUGCUCCACCUCGGCGAGGGCACGCUUUCCACGGCAUGCGCCAACGAUAUUGCUCUUGUGGACAGUGCGGUGCUAACGUCUGCGUUGCCAGGCUCGUCCGGGUUUGUCACCAUUCGACGCACCUUGGCUGCUGAAGGCAAAGACCCAGCGUCCGGCAGAGGCUCUGGUGUGUGGCCACCCGUGACCCCGCGAGUCAGUGGUCGAGCCCACGGGGACUCGCCGUCGCCUUGCACUGCUUCCGCCUCGACGGGUCUUGCAGCGUCACCGGCGGCCGCCGUCUCUGCCAGCGGCGUGCUCGCCGCCAUGACCCCGAUCAUCACCUGCGGGCUGGGCAGCAAGUGUUGGCCCAGGCUGCUUUCUCACGCCGAGCCCGCCACCGAUACGCAGCCCCUUCAGUACUUCAAGGAGGCUGUGGUGGUGCCUGUAACGACGAUGCGGCUACUCGGUGUGGAGGAGGGCGCCCUGGUGCAGCUUAACUUUCACAGUGAGGAAAAGGUACUGGAGGCGUCCACAGUGUUGUUUGCCCUCAUGUCGGACGGUGUGGGGGAGGAGCUUUCCUUUGACAGCUACAUGCGCCACUUUAUUGCCCCCUUCUUCAUUCAGCGCCGCCGUGCCAUCAGCGUUGCGGAGGAGUUUGAAAUAAAGAACCACGGCCACGGCCAGCUGCACGUGACGGUGAUGGCGAUUGACGACGGACUGCUGAAGUCUGGGAUUUUGGUAGAUGACACGUGCGUUCGUUUGGUUGUUCAGCCCGCGGCUCCGCCACAUCUGCAAGGCCAAGAGGGCACUCCCACGUCCAAAAAUCCCACGCCGCGGGGGCGUACCCGCUCUGCCUGCAGCGGACGGAGCCCCGUGCGGGAGUCCUCGGAGCCACCGUACACUCAACCUGGUGCGUUGGCAGCGGCGCCCCGUGAAAAUUUGCUGCCAGGCGUAGGGUUUUCCCCACCGCCGAGGGAUCAUCACCCGAUACUGGGAAGGCCGCCACGGGUAUACGUCCCCUCACCCCGGCUAGCCUCCCGCAGUGCCGAGCCGCACAGUGGUCCCGCCUCAUUUCCGACGUAUUUGCCUCAGACCAUGGAGCUGCGUGAGGUGCAGAUUGUGCAGCGGAAACAUUUGCCCACGUCAUGCACUGCCGUGACGAAUGUGAGGGCCGCUGCGGAGUCAGACGCUGGCGCCGACCUCACCCGCAAUGCCCAUAACACCGGCGCUGCUGCUUGUGCCGAUGCUGCUGAGGUUGCGGCCGCCAACGCCGUCGCCGCCACGGUGGAGGAGAGUGGAGGGGUGAGCGUGGUGCAAGUAACAGCAUACCAGCGACCUGGCACCUCGCCCACGACGGUGCAGGCUCCUGCUCCAGGUGGCCCGGGCACUUCUGUCAACGUCACCUCAACGGAGGCUCCAGCGUCUCCUUCGAGGCUGCUGCAAGGGAAACGUGAGCUCAGCACACAGCGUGAAACACAUGCAUUGGGGGGCGAGGAGGCAGCUAUCGGCUCAGGUGGAAGCAACACGACGGAGCCAAUCCUGCAUGAUCCCAACACGGCUGCGGGUGUGCCGAUGCAAAAAACCGACCCAGAAAACAAACGGCGUUCACCGGAUGCUGUUUCCAACGUUAUGCCACACCACGAUGACUUUGCUGAAGCCACUGAGCUGCGAUCUGAGCAGCUGCCCACACUGUCGGAGGAUGCUGCAUGCAGGGCCCACCGGAUUGUGGAAAGCUGGCUGGCGGUGAAGGCACAGUGGCGGGAGCUUUCCAUCAGCCAUCUGCUGAAGUGUGAGUCGCACGUCGCUAUCAAGGUGUUCCAGCAUUUCCUUGCGGUAUACAAGGAGCUUAAACAAAGACACACGGACUGUCUUGCCUACCUUGACUCUCCGUAUGGGCACACUGUGCGAGGGGAUUUGGUGCUUCGCGUCUCGCUGCUGGCGGCAGCACGCAGGAAGAAAGAGUGCGGCAGUGCGGUGGAGCCACUGUGGCGACGCGGCGAAUUGCACGACGAGGAUGAGGCGGCAUCCGUCGCAACAGCCAACGAUGAUGUCAAUAGCACCAGCACUGUCGGCGUGAGCAGCGAGUCACAGACAGUUUUCCUGGCGGCGAAGCUUCUGCGAUUGAGUUUGCGUGAGUUGAGUGCCGCGUUGGGGCGCGACGUGUUGCACGUUUUCCGUGUGGGGGGCACAUGCCCUAUGCUGUACUGCACGCUGAUGAAGCGCUGCAGCAACGGCCCGCACGAGGUGACGCUCCUGGGUGAGCCGUGCCCUGUAGAGGUGUUGCGGACAACCAUCCUGGAGGACAUAUGCGAGGCACGCGAGGAGAGUCGUCGCGAGUGGGUGAAGCUCUCUACAAUGUGGAAGGGCGCCGUGUCGGGCGUGCUUCAGCUCGGCGUCUUUACGAAACACUUGCAGACCGUGCGGCACUUGUUCCUGGAGCUGGCCCGCCUGCUACAUUACCCUGACGAGGUGUGGCACAGCGCCAGCUACUGGCGACGCGUCUACGCACACCCACCCAGAGGCAGCGAGGGCAAGGCGCUGGCGGAGCGGCGUCGUGACGUCACCUCGGUGUCGCGCCCAACUCCCGCCACAAAGAGUUUCACGGAAAAGGUGGUUGCUCCUUCAAUCCAGUGCGAGGAGUUCCUUCCAUAUCUGCAUGAGCUGCAGGAUACCUACUACCUGUUCGUUGAACUUCUCGAGCCCUUUGUGCUGCACUCCAUGCAGCGGCUGAACACCGUUUCCGCUCUCACGGACACGAUGCAGUGCAGCCCGCUGGUUGAGUUUCUCCGAAUCAGCCAUCGGGCACAGCUCGCAGAUGAGGAGGCAUGUGAGACGGGGACGCCGGUGCCAUCCGCUGCUGUGGAGGCGGAGCGCGAGGCUUUUCUGGCACUGGUGGAGGCACGUAAGGCCGGUGCAGUUCCACCGCUUCCCACAGAGUGGUGGGAGACAAACGGCGAGGGCGACAACCUCAAGUUUUUAAGAUGA
This is a messenger RNA of Trypanosoma rangeli, 2994 nucleotides long. RefSeq lists its product as uncharacterized. The transcript has a single exon. NCBI's taxonomy places the organism in Eukaryota, Euglenozoa, Kinetoplastea, Trypanosomatida, Trypanosomatidae. The record is from RefSeq and is a predicted model, not a curated record. Bases 1 to 2994 code for a protein of 997 amino acids.